CUCCUCCUUCCCCCAGCCACCCGCGCAGUCACAACCGGUUCAGACUGGCCAGGGUGCCCCGCAAAGAAGAGAGAGAGCGGAAAAAAAGAGAACGGGAAUAACUUCCCAGGGAGGCGGAGAAGAAAGCGAAGGUGGAGCCCUGAGGAGGGGGCCGGUUCCCUCCCUCAAUGUGCCCGCCGCUGCCGCCGCUGGGCUCCGCGGGGGCAGAGGGCGGCGGCUCCGAGGGCAGAGCGUAACGGGACCGAUUGCCCAAUACUCCGGCAGGAGCUGGGGUUCAGGAUAAAUACCGCCCGGCGGGCCCGGAGCUGCAGGGGAGACGGCGGCCGCGGUCCCCACCGCACCACUCUCCCCGCCCGCCCGGGGCACUGUGCCCAGUGCUGCGCCCCGGAGCCCCGCCUAGGCCGGCACCCAGGACCUAAGGAAAGACACCUCGUUGAUUUCACCUUACAAUGGAAUUUACAAAGUCACCUGAUGGCGGAUGGGGCUGGGUGAUUGUACUUGUUUCUUUCUUCACUCAGUUUUUGUGUUACGGAUCCCCGCUGGCUGUUGGAGUCUUGUACAUAGAAUGGUUGGAUGCAUUUGGUGAAGGGAAAGGAAAAACAGCCUGGGUGGGAUCCCUUGCAAGUGGAGUUGGCUUGCUUGCAAGUCCUGUGUGCAGCAUCUGUGUCUCAUCUUUUGGAGCAAGACCUGUCACCAUCUUCAGUGGCUUCCUGGUGGCUGGAGGCCUGAUGUUGAGCAGUUUUGCCCCUAAUAUCUACUUCCUGUUUUUUUCCUAUGGGAUUAUUGUAGGUCUUGGAUGUGGGUUAUUAUACACCGCAACAGUGACCAUUACCUGCCAGUAUUUUGACAGCCGUCGAGGCCUCGCACUUGGCCUGAUAUCCACAGGUUCAAGUGUUGGACUUUUUAUAUAUGCUGCUCUGCAAAGAUUGCUGAUCGAAUUUUAUGGGCUGGAUGGGUGCUUGCUGAUUGUCGGUGCUUUAGCUUUAAAUAUAUUAGCUUGUGGCAGUCUGAUGAGACCCCUGCAGUCCUCUGAUUGUCCAUUGCCUGAAAAAACAGCUGUAGAAAAUGUUCCAGAAAGAUACUCUAUUUACAGUGAAAAAGAAAAGACCCUGGAAGAAAACAUAAGCAUUCUUGAAAAGAGCUACAGUUGUGAGGGAAAAUGCAAGAGCACUUUAGCCAAUGGAGACUGGAAACAGGAGGGCCCACUUCAUAAAAACCCAACAACCAUGAUCCACACAAAAGAGACUGAAACGUACAAAAAGAAAGUUGCAGAACAGACAUAUUUCUGCAAGCAGCUUGCCAAGAGGAAGUGGCAAUUGUAUAGAAACUACUGUGGAGAAACUGUGGCUCUUUUUAAAAACAAAGUAUUUUCAGCACUUUUUAUCGCCAUCUUUCUUUUUGACAUUGGCGGAUUUCCACCUUCAUUACUUAUGGAAGAUGUAGCAAGAAGUUCAAAUGUGAGAGAAGAAGAUCUUAUUAUGCCUCUUAUUUCUGUUAUAGGCAUCAUGACAGCAGUUGGUAAACUCCUGUUAGGAAUAUUGGCUGACUUCAAGUGGAUUAAUACCUUAUACCUUUAUGUAGUUACCUUAAUAAUCAUGGGCUUAGCCUUAUGUGCAAUUCCAUUUGCCAAAAGUUAUGUUACACUAGCAAUACUUUCUGGGAUCCUAGGCUUUCUUACUGGUAACUGGUCCAUUUUUCCAUAUGUGACUACCAAGACUGUGGGGAUUGAAAACUUAGCCCAUGCCUAUGGAAUAUUAAUGUUCUUUGCUGGACUUGGAAAUAGCCUUGGACCACCAAUUGUUGGUUGGUUUUAUGAUUGGACCCAUACCUAUGACACUGCAUUUUAUUUUAGUGGCUUCUGCGUCUUGCUGGGAGGUUUUAUUUUGCUGCUGGCAGCCUUGCCUCCCUGGGAAACAUGCAACAAGCAACUCUCCAAGUCAGCUCCAACAACUUAUUUGUACAAAGUUGCUUCUAAUGCUUAGAGGAAUAUUGGAAUAUUUGCUAUUGUAUGCCAU
Messenger RNA from Chrysochloris asiatica (Cape golden mole), 2015 nucleotides. RefSeq names its product solute carrier family 16, member 9 (gene SLC16A9). The record is from RefSeq and is a predicted model, not a curated record. Gene Ontology annotation, biological process: monocarboxylic acid transport; transmembrane transport. The transcript has 6 exons. Lineage: Eukaryota; Metazoa; Chordata; Mammalia; Afrosoricida; Chrysochloridae. Bases 450 to 1982 code for a protein of 510 amino acids. Gene Ontology annotation, molecular function: monocarboxylic acid transmembrane transporter activity.